AUGCCUCGGUCGACCGUCGAUCGAAAUUUCAACGACGUGUCCAAAAUCGUAGUGACAGACAGGUUCCUCGUGCCAGAGCCCGAUCGGCCUCGCGAGACGACACGAACGUACGAGGAAUGGGACCAUCCUGGCCAUGUCCAUAUCAGUCACCCCAGCCUCGAGGCUGGCGCUGAUGUAUCUCACGAUGGCCGGGUCAACAUCCACAUCAGAGCGCAAGACGGGUGCCUUCACCUCCAGUCCACAGCAGAGAACCGGAACUUGACUGGUUCUCCAUCUCCGCGGUUCCCCAUCAGUUCUCGUCCAAGUCUUACGGGUGAACCUGGGAAGGUCCCUCGUCCGCAGCUCAAUGUCGCCAUCCAGAUUGUCGGCUCACGCGGGGACGUCCAACCAUUUGUUGCCCUCGGGAGGGUCCUCAAGGACACUUACGGUCACAGAGUCAGGAUAGCGACUCACCCCAUCUUCCAGACCUUUGUCGAGGAGAACGACCUCGAAUUUUUCAGCAUAGGCGGCGACCCAGCGGAGCUCAUGGCGUUCAUGGUCAAAUACCCGGGUCUCAUGCCCGGAAUCGAAGCCCUAAAGAGCGGCGAAAUCAGCAAGCGUCGAGUGGGGAUUCGGGAAAUCCUACUUGGAUGUUGGAGGUCGUGUAUCGAAGCCGGCAAUGGCCUCAGACCGCCACCAAAGUUCCGUAAUGGGAACGAGCCUGUCGGCUUGUCCACAGGCGUUCCAGGAAACCAGCCCCUGGUGCCCUUCGUCGCCGAUGCAAUCAUUGCCAACCCUCCCAGCUUCGCACACAUACACGUUGCCGAGAAGCUCGGCAUCCCACUGCACAUGAUGUUUACCAUGCCGUGGUCCCCCACCAGGGCCUUUCCUCACCCGCUUGCGAAUGUCCGGUCAUCCAAUAUGAAUGAUGCUACGACCAACCACCUGACGUACACGCUCGUCGAAAUGAUGACCUGGCAGGGCCUAGGGGAUGUCGUCAACCGAUUUCGAGAAACGACGUUGCAUCUACCUCCGCUCUCCUUCCUCCACGCACCUGGACUUCUCACCCGACUCAAGGUCCCGCAUACGUAUUGCUGGUCUCCUGCGUUGAUCCCAAAGCCGAACGAUUGGCGAGAUCAUAUUGAUGUCGCUGGGUUUUUCUUCCUGAAUCUCGCCUCUUCCUUCACCCCCGACUCCCAUCUGGCCGCAUUCCUCAACGCCGGGCCACCUCCAAUCUACAUCGGAUUCGGAUCCAUCGUGGUGGAUGAUCCCGUGGCAAUGACCCGGAUCAUAUUCGAUGCCAUUCGACGAACAGGCCUGCGAGCAUUGGUUUCCAAGGGAUGGGGUGACUUGGGUGCCGACGACGUCGGAGUUCCCGAGGGAGUCCACAUGCUAGGCGAUGUUCCCCACGACUGGCUCUUCGAACGUGUCUCAUGCGUCGUUCACCAUGGUGGCGCCGGUACUACCGCGGCCGGUAUCAGGGCGGGAAAGCCGACGUUGGUUAUCCCAUUUUUUGGCGACCAGCCAUUCUGGGGUUCCAUGAUAGCCCGAGCCAAGGCGGGCCCGAAGCCGAUCAUGCAUCAAGAUCUGGACGCCGAGAAGCUGGCCGAGGCUCUCCUAUUUUGUCUACGGGCGGAAACGAAGGAGCAGGCCAGAAAACUCGGCGAAAGAAUACGCGAGGAACAGGGAUGUAACGUUGGUGCGAAGUGCUUCCACGACCACCUCGACACCAAGAACCUGCGUUGCUCGAUGGUACCCAGCAGAGCUGCGGCUUGGCAAGUCAAGGGGAGCAAGCUCCAACUGUCGCCCUUGGCUGCGUCUGUACUUGUCCAAGCGGGACUCUUGCAGUACUCCGAUGUUGCCCUUUUCCGAGCUGUCGAGUACGUCACGGAGGAUCAACCUACCGACCCAAUCUCGGCCGGUGCUGCUUCCAUCUUCGCGGACCUCACCAGCAUCGGCAUGGCCGUGGCCGACUUGCCCAGAGAAUUGUUCAGAAUCGGCAAACGCAACAAGGCGAACCCAAGUGAACAGUCGUGUCUUUCACGACACUCUAGUGAGGAUAGUAUGGAUCUGUCUGCCGAGGCUACCGGCACCGCCCCCCCUGGACCUACUGAAACCAGUGAAAGCAUUGGCGAUGCCGAGGUUGUUACGACACCCCCUCGCACAUUGCAAGUGCCUCGACGAGACUCCUCGGCGGCAGAUGACGAAACACACGUUCAUGUCUCGGCUACUCUGGAGGAGAGCAUUAGGGGAGUCAUUGGGGCGGGACGGGGAGUCGGCCACGCUGUGUCAACAGGUGUGAAAUCCCCCAUGAAUUUUUGCCUCGGCCUGGCCAAAGGAUUCCGGAAUAUACCGAGGUUGUACAACGAUGACACUGUCCGGCCGAUAAAGAAAGUCACGGGUAUUCGCAGUGGCAUACAGAUUGCUGGCAAGGAACUGGGAUAUGGUUUCUUCGACGGGAUAGCCGGUCUUGUCACCCAGCCGAUUCGUGGCGCUCAGAAGGAGGGCACUGCAGGGCUACUUAAAGGUGUAGGCAUGGGAGUCGGUGGCCUCAUUGCGAAGCCCGCGGCCGGUAGGUUUGGUUCCGACCCCGUCUCUCCAUUCUCCGCACUAACACGCACAGGUAUUUGGGGUGCUCCGGCGUAUAUUAUGCAAGGAGCUCAUGCGGAGCUACACAGCCUCUUCUCCCAAGGCGCGCAAAAUCACAUCACCACCUCCAGGGCUGUGCAGGGAUAUCAAGAGAUGUGCAAGGCCACGGACGAGGAGAAAGCCGAAGUCGUCAGAAAAUGGAAAAUGGCAAAACUGGACCUUGAGAACUGUUACAUGGUGAAGCAGGAGAAUGAAACGAUGGAGAACGUCUGA
This is a messenger RNA of Drechmeria coniospora, 2841 nucleotides long. RefSeq names its product glucosyl/glucuronosyl transferase. The transcript has 4 exons. Gene Ontology annotation, biological process: carbohydrate metabolic process. Gene Ontology annotation, molecular function: hexosyltransferase activity; UDP-glycosyltransferase activity. The record is from RefSeq and is a predicted model, not a curated record. Bases 1 to 2841 code for a protein of 946 amino acids. NCBI's taxonomy places the organism in Eukaryota, Fungi, Ascomycota, Sordariomycetes, Hypocreales, Ophiocordycipitaceae.